Bacillus rossius redtenbacheri is the source of this 17507-nucleotide messenger RNA. It is a transcript of the gene Sfmbt, whose product is annotated as polycomb protein Sfmbt. Gene Ontology annotation, molecular function: zinc ion binding; chromatin binding. Bases 224 to 2956 code for a protein of 910 amino acids. The record is from RefSeq and is a predicted model, not a curated record. The transcript has 16 exons. Gene Ontology annotation, biological process: negative regulation of DNA-templated transcription; heterochromatin formation. NCBI's taxonomy places the organism in Eukaryota, Metazoa, Arthropoda, Insecta, Phasmatodea, Bacillidae. Gene Ontology annotation, cellular component: nucleus.
AUUUAUUCUACUGUCCACUGUGCAAUGUGUAUUAAAUUUUGAUUGUCGACGCAGGGGGUUUGUUAGUUCUUGGAGCGUAAUGAAAUGUAAAUACUUUUAAAAAUGUUUCUUCGUCAUUAUUUACCUGAUUGUGCACUUCCUUUUCCCCCUUAGUAGAGUGUGAAAUUUAAUAUUUGUGUACAAAAUGAACACGUGGAAAUAAAUAACAUAUUAAUCCUUUGUCAUGGAAAUGGCGACUGAUGAUGAUCCCAGCUCCCUGUGGCUGAGUGGGAUGCUUCAGUUCAAUGACUCGAACAGCAUGUUGCUGCAGCAAGGGCAGCAGGACCCUGACUUUUGCAGCAUGGCGGAGGACUCCUUCGACACACCUGGUCGCCUCAAAGUGGAGAUGGGUGGCUACAUGAUGCUGGAGGAGUACGACCAGUUCGGGGAGGAGAUGCCACAGGUGGUUGCCUCGCCCGCCCAGGCGGCCCUCACGCCGCCCGAUGCCGGCUACUCUGCCUCCAUGGACGAGCUCAUGAACAACAGCAACCGCAAGAUACGGCCCAUCUUCCACCCGGCGCUCAAGCUGCAGACGCCCAUCGCCUACCAGAAGGACACUGACCCCAGCGUCAUACCCAUUCUGAAGGAGGGCAUGGCUGUGUGUGCACACUGUGGGGCGAUAGGAGUGAAGCAUGCAUUCUACACCAAGGAGCGGCGGUUUUGUAGUUUACUCUGCUCCAGAGAGUUCCAGGAGAUAGAGAGACUAAAAGCAAAACAGCAGACUACCAACCGUGAUGUUGCGGACAACGGAGAUAUCACAAUGAAGGAAUUAAUGGGUUCUGAGCCAAUGGCAUCUCCUGAGUCUGCGUCUAUGCCUACCCAGUAUAUUCUCCCUCUGCCGGGCAUGGACGAGCCUCCUCUCAGUCCUCCUGGCAAGCGGAAUCGAUCUGACGUCUACAAGAACAAUGCUUGGAGCAAGGAGGUUCUGUCUGAGGUUGGCUUUGUUGCCACACCUGUUUCCUGUUUCAAACAUGCCCCCAUUUCAGAAAUAUGGGACAACAUUACUGUCGGAAUGAAAGUAGAGGUAGAGAGCAAAGACUGUGACGAUGUCUCGGAAACAUCUCGGGACUCGUUUUGGGUUGCAACUGUUUUGAAAGUUGCAGGCUACUACGCGUUGCUGAGGUACGAAGGCUUCGACCAGAAUGACAGCAAAGACUUCUGGGUAAACCUAGGAACCUCGUCUGUGCAUCCUGUGGGCUGGUGUGCGACCAGAGGCAAGCCGCUCAUCCCACCAAAGAGUAUCGAGGCCAAGUACAAAGACUGGAAAGAGUUCCUGGUUGAGCGAUUGACUGGUGCAAGAACCCUGCCCACAAAUUACUUCCACAAAGUGAAUGAGAGCAUGCAGUCUCGCUUCAGCCAAGGCAUGAUGCUGGAGGCAAUGGACAAGGACCAGAUCAACCAAGUGAAGGUGGCCACUAUCCACAAGAUAGUCGGCAAGCGGCUGAAUCUCAAGUACUGGGACCUGCCCGUCCAUGCUGGCUUCUGGUGCCACGAGGACUCGUGCCUCAUUCACCCCGUGGGCUGGGCCCUGCGCGUGGGGCACGAGAUCAGCGCCCCCCCGGAGUACUUGGAGCGCUGUGCAGGGGGAAAGUCCCCCAGCGAGGCGGCCCCCAAAGAGCUCUUCAGGGUGCCGCCGAACCACCACACUCCGCCGAGUGUCGACUUCAAGGAAGGCAUGAUGCUGGAGACCAUGGACCCCCUCAACCCUUCUUCUAUCUGCGUGGCGACCGUGAAGAAGGUUUUGAAGGAGGGUUACCUGAUGAUCCGCGUGGACUCCUUCGAACCGUAUGCGAACCGUGGCGAUUGGUUCUGCUUCCACAAGAGCUCGCCACUGCUUUUUCCAGCGGGCUACUGUGAUGUGAACAAUAUCCCACUCUGUCCCCCUCUCAGCCAUGCCCACCAAGAGUUCUGCUGGGAGAGCUACCUGCAGGAGACGAACGCAAGUACUGCACCGCUAGAGUUGUUCACGCGGGACUUCCCGGCACACGGCUUCGUGGAGGGCAUGCGACUGGAAGCGGCCGAAGUGAUGGAGCCAGGGAGGAUAUGCGUGGCCACCGUGAUGAGGGUUGCGGGCCGCAUGAUCAAGAUACACUUCGACGGCUGGGACGACGAGUUCGACCAGUGGCUGGACCACGAGAGCCCGGACAUGUACCCUGUGGGCUGGUGUCAGCUGGUGGGGCACCGGCUGGAGCCCGCCCGCCAGCCCGACGAGGACAGGGCGACCAGCAAGACGCCCAAAGGCGUGAAGAAGAAACCUCGUAAACAAAAGAAGGGCAAGGGUUUGCCGCUCCACAGCGCGGGGAGCGGCGCGAAGAAGGCAACUCAGGGUCAGGGUGCUCAGGCUGCCAAACCAAGCAACGGGAAUGACCGCUCACCGCGGGAGCCUGCCCAGGCCACGAAGUUGACCCCCGACAUUCACCACUUGCAGGCUGGAGGAGAAGUGGUUCCCGAGGGCAGUGGUGUCGUGGGACGGGAGCCGGAAAUGGGGCAGGAGCCAUCAGGCCCAGACCAGUCCCUGCCAGUAUCCACGGAGCCGAACCAGCCACCCAUUCCUCGUGAGAGGCCCGCUUCAUCUUACAUCAGCAUGCCAGCAACGAGUUCCAAGUGUAUCCCACGACUUGUUGACUCGACUGGGUAUUGUGGCGAGCCUGGAGACCUAGUUCCUUCAGAGUGGAACGUGUUUGAUGUGGCACAGUUUUUGCGUGUUAAUGAUUGUGCUGCCUACUGUGAUAAUUUCAGCAAGAAGAAAAUAGAUGGAAAUGCACUGCUUGCGCUAACCAAAGAUGAAAUCAUUGACUUGGUGGGCAUGAAGGUAGGUCCGUCUGUGAAGAUUUACGAUCUCAUCCAGCAGCUGAAGAUAAAGGUUAACCCUGCCAAGGAGCGGAUGAAGGCCAGCUUUUCGAAGAAAAUCUUAUAGUAGUUGUUCCUCUUUCGAAAAGUGCGUUCUGUCUUCGUGUUACAGGCGUGUGUCUUUGUCAAGACGAUCCACCAAUGUUCCAAGCCCUUUGAGGUAUUUUGUCGUGGCGCACUUAGCGUUGAGAGAUCUGGCUCACCCACACUGGACUUCACAUACUGUUCUUUAUGACUCCUCUGGAUCUUAUGGCGAACAAGAAAGCAGUACUGUAGUGUCAUAGAAAAAAGCUGUGAAAUAGUGGAAUUAAUAUUGUUACAAACAUAUGUUGGGAGAACUGGGUUCGUAAGGAAUAGCUUAAUUAAGUUUUCUUACAGUUUUAUUAAUUACUAAAAUUUACAUUACUAAUAAAUAAUUGUAUUUUAAAAUGACUAUAACCAAUCACUUGAACUUAAAAUGUUUAUUCGCAAGUCACUCAAUAUAUUGUCAAAUUCCACAGUUUGCACUCCUCAGUUUGCCUAGGCUCGAUAGUGAUUCACCCCUUAACUCGCGCCUGUCCUCACACACACAGCCUUACGCCAUUCAGUCGUACUCUCACGGUCCCGUCUCGAGGGGGUCGCACUUCCCUACAUUCGCGGAACUCUCCAAACUCUCAGAACUUCUGUGGAAGCUGGCGACACUGUUUAUAUACACCAUAGCAUCCUUCUCAAAACGGAUGAGAGCAGCUGUGACUAGUCGCAUCAUCCCGGGCCGACCUGAUGCUCGAAACAUUGAGAAUAACCCCGAGUCUUGUUCUCCAAGCAUGGCGGCAUCGUCUGUAGGCCCGCAGAAUUCCCAGACUGUUAAAAGUGUCAGUGACAAUAAACCGAAGCGGGACGGUGAGCGGGGAGUGGAUGGGUAGCGAGACCCUUGAAAUCUGGCCGGGCAUGCGUGGCUUGCGUGACGUCAGCGCCCGUGCGGGGCCGAUGGUCAGACUCGCUGGAAGGCCCGCUCAGGUACCUGGCACACAUCGCGGCCUUGCCUCCUAGUACACAUGUAACACUGCCCCCUCCUUAAAGCAGUUCAUCCCGAACAGGUAACAUCUCCCUUCCGGCAUAUUCCCUCAAUCUGUCCAAAUGUAACACUUUCAUCCUUCUUCUCUUUCCUGUCUGGAUGCGGUAGACCACAUCAUUUAGUCGUUUCAAGACUUCAUAUGAGCCUUCCCACACUGCUUGAAGCUUAGGGCACCUGCCCUUCCUUCAUUGCGGGUUGUUCAGCCAUACCAAAUCGCCCUCCUGAAAUCAGGUUGAGUUAGCCUUCAGGUCGUACCUCGUCUUCAUUCGGUUCGUCGCUAAUCAAAGAUUUUUGCGGGCUUCUUCAUUUGUAAGUGCCAUUCACUUCUCUAGACGAUUCACGUAAUCAGUGAUGCUGGUCGGCUCUCUGCAAGAAAGACCAAACUUGACUUCACAGGGCAGCCUCAACUCCUGUCCAAACACAAUACUCACAGGGGUCUGCCCAGUGCAGUCAUGGAUGGCAGACCUAUCUGCUAUCUGGAACAAAUGGAUGUGUUGAUGCUCAGCGUCAACCUUUGAAAGGUGUUCCUUCAGAGUGAUUUUGAACCUCUCCACCAUGCCAUCGGACUGAGGAUGUAGGGUUUAAGUCCAGGUUUUAUUUAUUCCCAGGAACUGACACACCUCCAGAAAUAUUGUUGACUUGAAAUUGCGGCCUUUGUCUGAUUGAAGCUCCAUUGGUACCCCAAAUCUACAAAUGAAGUUGUUGACUAUUGCAUCUUGGCUUCUUGGUUAGGAAGUGCAUAAGCCUCUGGCCACAUACUGAAGUAAUCCAUUGCUACCAGAAUAUACCAGUUACCAUAUUUAGUCUUGGGAAAUGGUUUAACGAUAUUGAUGGCUAUCCUCUCAAGGGUGGGGGCCCCUACAUUGUAGGCCCUCAUUUUCCUAUGACUCCGGUGUUGUGGCCCUUUUUAGCCAAGCAUGCUUCACAUUGUGUACACCAAGCCUCCACAUUCUGGAGACAUCUCAACCAAUAUUAGUGUUGAAGGAUCUUGACUACAGUUUAUUUUACCCGUAGAUGACCACUAUAGGUACCAUCAUAGAUUUCCUUCAACACCUCUGCCACUAGACUGUUUGGAAGGAGUAGUUGCAUGGUAACUACUUAUUCAUUUGGACUCUCCCAUGCCAUGCCCUCAUUAGCAGCCCGUUUACCAUCCUUAAAAAAUCUCACUGUGCUCAGUAAGCUUUUACAGCCAUUCAGUCACUUGACAGCCAUGAUGGGCAUUCAGUACCGUUCUCUAGCUAGUUUAUCAUGGGUGCCAGGUCAGGAUCUUGCUGCUGUGCUGCUUUCAAGCUGGCAUUAUCUCCUCACACCAGCUACUGCUCGUUUCCCUGUUGAUCUUCCUGUUUCUCUUCCUGCUGCGAUGUCUUCCUGCAUGUCGGACAGUCCCACUGAAUGUGUCCUGGCUCAUUGCAGACAAAGCACCAUGGGCGUGGUUACCUGGAGUGUCACUCAAUGCCCUGAGAAUAUCUACUUCAUUAGUGGUGUUUCUGGCAUUUGCUCAAUUGUUGGGCUCCAGUCCAGCUCUCCUUGUCCUGAUGCUUGUGUUUCUUGAGGCACUGCAGGAAAUGUACUUAGGCCUCACAGCUCUUCUUGUGCUGGGCCAAACGAAGAGUAUGCUGAACCUCUGCAACUCUAUAUAAGCACUAGUGACUAGAUGCUAGCGGCACUCCGUUAAAGCUUCCGGGUAGGUGAGGUGCAUGAGUAGCUCAAUGUCAGCUUUGAAUUCUUGGAGUGUUUUCAAAGAUCACUGUUGGCGUGUCCUCAGGGCUGUUCUGUACACCUCGCCCAUGUGUCAGUCGCCAUACCUCAGCUCAAGGGUCUCUACUAAUACUCUAUAGUCUUUCUGUUCUGGGACUGGUAUGGUCUGCAGCAGCUAUAAUGGAGAUCCUCUCAGGGCCAAGAUGAGUGCCAUAUCCUUUUAUUCCUCGCCCUUACCAUUUACUUCUGCGGCUGCCUUGAACUGUCUUCUGUACACUGUCCACGAAGAUUGACCAUCGAAGUGGCUGUUGGAUGUUCCCUCCGCCUUAACAUCCUCAGAGAAACUUUUAUGGUUCGUGGCAGUUGAGGCUUCUUUGACCAUCCAUCGACACUCCUUGGUUACAGCUUUUACGUACCGUUAAGUAUCCUGCUCCAUUACCCUCAAACUGAAUUCUUGUGUUGUCGAUUUUCAUAAUUUCUUCUUGAACAGCAACUAUUACAUUUUGCAUCUCCUCUUGGCCCCUCUUCAUUUCUUCUUGGUUCUUCAUGUCUUCAAUCUUAGUCUUCAUAGCAUUCUUUAUCUCCUUUUGGCAGUUAUUCAUUUAAUUCGUCAUCUUGGCAGUUUUUCAUUUCAUUCUUCUUCUCUUCUUGGCUAUUAUCAAUUUUAUUCUUCAUCUUUUCUUGCCUUUUAUCAAUUUUAUUCUUCAUCUCUUCUUGGUUACUCUCCAUUUAAUUAUUUAUCUUAGCCAAAAAAGCCAUUUUUUUUUUUAAGUUCGUUGGCCGCCAUCUCUUGUGUCUACAUACACUACCAGCCAAUUACUACUGUCUUAUGACUACUCUGCACUACAAUGUAAUUUCCCGUACGAGCUUACCUAAACCUCUACUAAAAACUAACACUAACUGUACUACUAUUACAACACUUAAAAUCUAACUACAGUUCCUAAACUAACUCAAUUUUCGAAUAACUGAAUUUAAAAAAUGUUUUAUUAUUUAUAAAUGUUAGUUAAAAAAACUGUACCACUUCUGACACCAAGAAUGUUACAAACUUAUGUGGGAAGAACUGCUUUUGUAAGGGAUAGUCCAAUUAAGUUUUAUUAUGUUUUAUUAUGAUUUUAUUAAUUACUAAUAUUUAUGUUACCAAUAAAUAAUUGUACUUACAAAUGUCCGAUCACCUAUCACUUGCACUUAAAAAUGUUUAUUCGCAAGUCACUUAAUGUCUGUCAAGUACUACAGUUCGCACUCCUCACUGGAGCUAGGCUCGACAGUGAUUGGUCUCUUACCUCGCGCCUCUCCUUACACACAGCCUCGCCCCACUUAGUUGCACUCUCAUGGUUCCGUUGCUCCUCGUCGUGCCGCUCUCGACGGGGUCUCUCGCCAUUUUUACGGACAUUGCACUUCCCUUCACUCGCGGAACUCUCCGAACUCUCAGGACUCCUGCCGAAGCCGGCGUUGCUGGUUCUACGGAAUGGACGAGAGCGGGUGUGAUGAGUCACAUCAUCCCAAACCGACCUGACGCCCGAUACAUCGAGAAUGGCCCCAAGUCACGUCCUCCAAGCACAGGGCCAUCCUCUGAAGAUUUGUAGAACUCCCAGGCCGCUAAAAGUUGCAGUGACAAUAGUCCGAAGCGGGACGGUGAGUGGGGUGUUGAGGGGAUGGGUAGGGAGACCCUUGUAAUCCGGCCGGGCACCUGUGGCAUGCGUGACGUCAACACCCAUGCAUUAUGCUGGCCAGACUCGCUGGAAGGCCCGCUCAGGUGCCUGGCAGGCAUCGUGGCCUUGCCUUCUAGUACACAUGUAACAAUAUUAAUUGCACAGAGGUUUGAUAUGCAUAUGGAUUGAUGGGUGUUUACUAGGGAUGAAUCAUGUUAAAUUUCUAAUCCCUUGAUUGUGUUGAUUCCUGCUGUAAUUAUAAAUCAUACAUUAUUUUCAUGAGAUUCAGUGUGUUCAUUUCAAAUGUUUGUUGCCUUGGCACAUCAGGUAUUAUGUUUUCAGACAUGAUGUACUCACCGUGUUAAUGAAAAUCACACAAUAAUAUACAGGGCUGCUGUUUUCCCCAGCUUUUUUUUUACUAACAUAUAUUUAAUGAUAUUCUGCAGAAAUUUUUGCACAGGUAAUGCUGUCACAGGUGAAGAAAAAUUUGAAGGGUAAUUUAGGUGGUUUGGCCAAUAGAAAUUCUUACUACAGACUAUAAUAGUUGAUUGAGCCAUGUAUGAUGAUGUAAGUAAUGUUCUUUGGAUUGGCCAUCUGAUUGAAUCCACAAAAAUUGUAAUCAUAUUUGUAAUAAGAAUGAAAACAAAUAUUUAAACCAGAAUCAAAGAGUUAUAUAAUCAACCCAUCUGUAGUAGUUACAUUAAAAUAUUUUAAAUUAUCAAUUUCUGUAUAAUAUAUUCAAAUAUGCACAUUAAUCUAAAUUUUUUUGCACCUGCUUAUUUCAUACAUGCAGGUUGUUCAAUAAGAAACUUAAGCUUAAUAUGUGUAAUACAUAUAUAUGUAUAAAUAUAGUUUGGAGAAACAUGAGUCUACCGGUUAGACUAAAUUAUAGAAAAUAUUUGAAUUGCCUUUUUGUAUGUGAAUGUGGGGCAGGACAGAAGAGCGGGAAAUAGAUUCUAAGUAUUAGUUCAUGUAGAAAUGUAGUAUCUAAAUUUGGCUGAAUUUAUGCUAAAAUUAUGUAGCUAGUAUAGUUUUUAGUACUCUUUUAAUCUGAAUCUUGUGUCUUGCGAGGAAAAAAAUGUUUUUAUUUAUAUGUAGGACUUUUUAUUACUAAUAUUGGGCAAAUAACUAGGCCAUUAGUUUUUUUAGUUUGAAUCGAAUACGAAUCUCAAAUUCUUGAAUACGAAUAUUGAAAAUUAACUUGUUAGUAUUAUAAUCCCACUAAAUUUUUUUUUUUCACAUAUAUACAAAUACAUGUAGAAUAAAAAAGUUAAUGUGUUGUUUAUUGGCUUCUGGGAAAUUACAUAAAUAUACUAAUUGAUAGGUUGGUUAUGUUAAGUCAGCUACAAUUACUAUAGGUAAAAAUUUGUUAAAAUAUUUAAAUUUUGAAGGAAGAUAUAAAUAAUUAUUUUUCUUGGUAAUCAAAAUAUGAACUGCAAAAAAAAACGGCAAAGAGAACAUGUAAGGCAGUUGCAGUUUGUGUGAAGUACCUUCAAGAGGGUGAGUUUUAAAAGAAUGUACAGUGAGCAGUUUUAAUCUAUAGUUAAAUACGAUUUAGGUCUAAAAAAAUUUAAAACUUGUCUGUUUGAAUUUUUCACUAUGUGAAAAUAAAUAAUUAUAUAUACAUAUUAACAUUCAUGGAUUACACUUUUUGGCUUGUUUUAACUGACGUGUAUCCGGUUGUCUGUCGUUCACUGUUUAUUACCCACCAGAAAAACGUUAAGCUUUAGGAGUCUUUGCUUGAGUAUGCAUUCCACUAGAUCUAUACAAGUUUUUUUCUCUUCUCCACCAGGAAACUAAUCACGGAGCUGGCAUGUGAUAUUUCUACCCUCUGAUCUGAAAACUGUCAACUUAAACCCACUCCCCCCUCCUUUUUUUUGCAGUGUUUUUUUUAAUAUUUUUACAUACACAUAUUUAUCUUUAUAAGUAUGCUGUCAGUUGUAAUAUAUUCUAACUCGUAAAAUACUUUAGCUGAUGUGUUAGUAAUGGUUCUGAAUUGUGUUAAAUUUGGCUUUACUAUAUUAGUUUACUCAAAAUUUAUAUGGCCAGAUGUAACAAAAAAACUCCACGUAAAUAACCCCAAAACAUUAUGAAAAUACUGUGGAAAUUUUGUCCCCACUCACUGAAAAAAAUCUUCUGUGGUCCUGAAAUUUUUCCAGACUUUCGAGAUCCCGCACAGUUGUAUUCGUAAACAACUGAAUAUUUGUUUUUUUUUCCUUCUAAGUGUUAGUAUUCAAAAUCAUAUCAAAUAGGAAUAAUAAACUAUUCAUUUUGAUAUUUGAAAGUUUGAAUAUUUGCACAGGCCUGCAAAUAACUGGUUGUGAGUAUGAACUAAUAUUUUGAACAGACGUUAAACAUCUAUCCUAAACAUAACUUCUAGCCUUCCUAGCAGUUAUAUGCGUAGGAAUUGUAGAUUUGGGAAUGAGUAAUGUGACGCUAAGAGCUGUGGUCCCUGGGUGAUGCUGCAGGAAUCCACGGGCACUGCUGCCACCAGUUGGUUUGGUUCCCUAAAGGUCCCCUUCAGCUUCCCUGAAGGAACACUGAAUUUGAAUAUUGGUGUGCAAAGCUUUGGAUAAUUGAAGUCAAAUGGAAGUCGGAUUUUCUUUAACUCUGGUAAAAUUUAAAAAAAAUCUGAUAAGAUUCUGAAGAUUUUUUAAAAGCAGGUAGAAAUAAUAAAGAAAACUAGCAAAAUGCAGUAAAAAGUCCAAUUUAACAUGUUUUUUUUUUCUUUUGGGGGUCCUGUGAUAUUUCCUAUUUACAUUGCUGGAUCUCUUUUUAAGCCUGCUGACCUUUCAUGAGAGAUCUGGGAACUCUUUGCCUCUUAAAAUUUCCCCUCAUAACCUACAAUUCACGUACAGUACCAUUCUAGAUAUCUUUUAAAUAUCAUAAUUGUAUUGUGUUGCUAGUUGCACAAGAUGCUGUUUUUCACAGUUACCAAUUAAACUUAACAGUUUUAAGUGAGAUUCAUGUGGUCUGUAUCUUAAAUGGUUUAGAGGACAGUGCGUAGCCCCAUAGAAGGAACGUUUAAAUAGACAUGAAGUACACAGCUGCCACUAGUAGAAUCUGGUAACUGUCCAUUAUGAUAUGUACACAUGUUAUCUUAAAGUUUUGAUUCACAUAGUUUUAUUUGGAUUGUGAUUGCUUUGGUUAAAUAUGUUACAUAUGCAGUUAGUGAUCUAAUAUUUGUUACAUAUGCAGUUAGGGAACUAAUCUAUGUUACAUAUGCAGUGAAUAUACCAUACAUUCUGAUUUCAAUGUUUUGUACACAUAAUAUUUCAUACAUAAUAUAUUUUAUGUAGUUCUGGCUAUUAGUAAAUUAUCUUAUUUUUAUUUUCCUUUACUGAUGACUGCUUCAAUUCAGUAGUAGCUCGUGAAUUAUAGAUCAUCAGGCAACGGACCCGCAGUUCACUGCAUGCAGGGGAAUCUUAAAGGUACACACACUAUGCUUGCUAUGCCAAAGCAGACACACACUACAACUAAGCACAAUCCACAAUUCAUACCAGCUGCGAAAAUUAUUCUAAGUCCAAUUUUCACCAUUGUAGGGUUGCUCCCCCUCCCCCUCAUCCCUUAUUUGGGUUGGGGGGGGGGGGGCACUCCCACAGAGUUUUAAUGCAGCCCAUCGACUCUUUUUUAAUGAGGGAGGGCUUCACUUCUCCCCUCAUAUUCCUCUGGGAUGAGUUGGAACUAGGAGCGAAAGUUUCAUUCUUGAAUAAUGAGUACGAUGCAUCCAAAAUAUUCAUUUGAAUUGAAGUGCCUUUGAUACAUGUAAAAUUGUUUUUCCAGAAUAACAAACAUAUCUAUACUGUUUUGUAAUUCCCAACUUCAGAAAACUAUCAGAUAUUGUAAUGUAUCAAACACUGUUAGCUGUUAGCCGAUUUAGUUAUCCUGAAAUGUGUUGGGUUAUAUGUGUUCUUGCAGAUAAUCGGAAUAUCUGGGCUAACUUUGGAGCGUAAAAGCAUAAUUUUCUGUACCAAGCACUUACAGAGGUUAUAGGAAGAGCUCACAAAAUCAAUUAUACUAUUAUUUUAAUAAUGUGAAAUAAAUUUUUGGUGCAAACAAUUUGUUGAAAUUUAUGUUUGUAAAAAAUUUUAAAAUUUUAAUGCCAGAUGUUUAUACUGCAUAUUCUGAUUAUAUUAUAUCUAGAUAGAUUAAGUAGAUUUCAUUGUUUAGGCAUCAUGUAUCUUAGCAUGGCAUUAAUGCCUUUAUUUUUAAAGUUAAUCUUGCCUGAUCGUUACGCUAGGUACAGGAGCAGCUUAGACAUAAAUAUACAAUGUACCUGUGCAACAUAUGAGUUCAAGACCAGAAAAACACAUGGAAAUGGUUCUAUGUAUGCAACAAAUGCAUACAGGAGUUCUUACUACAUUAUUUUAUAUAGCUACAAUACCACCGGAAAAAAUGUGUCCCCGAAUCCUGAUUCCCGCAAGAGAGAGGCAACAAUUUAGAAUAUGUACUCCUCUACGAUGUGAAAACUACCGCAAGAACUAUCACUGUCAUGUGCAUUUGCAAACAUCCCCGAAUUUUGCACAAAUCCUUUGUGCACUUCACAAUGUUGCGAUAGUGCAACUUGAUGUCAUAGAAGAGAUAUUCCAGACAUCCAUUCUUAGAGGAAUGCAAAUAGUGUAGACGACGUACGUAACAUAAACAUAGUGUAGACUUACAUAACGUAAACAUAUUGUUACGUGUUGAGAUAGCAGGGUUCGGAAGGAUAGCAUGUUUAAUUAAAUUUAUGUCUAUUUAUUCUUUACAUUAAUAUUUACGCUUUAUCGCUUGAACUAUAAACAGUCUAAUGUCUAUCCCCACAACCUAGUUAAAUUAUAGUAUAUUGUAGACCCUUUACUGGAGCUGAGCUCAGCAGUGACUCACUGUAUCGUUAGUCUUGCUCUUGCACCGUUCAUUAACACACUUCUUUGCACUACUCACUUGAGCACUGCACCGCAACACUGCUACACAUCUUCCACUCGGUCACGAAGCCUUCACCAAACCAUUGCUUGUCACCCUGUUUUGAUCACUGGUAACGCUAACCAAACCAAUCUGGACUGGUUACCCUCGCUGGUAUCAUUACUGCACAGAUAUACUCGUCGCUCUCGCUAGUAUUGCUACCGAAGGAGUUCUCUAAUUAUCAGCUGACUAGCUUAUAUACCUGUGGGGUUUGGCUAGAAGAUGUCUUGUACCUUUGUGAUUGCUGCAAACAGGCAAUUUUUAUCUCACAUAUUGGGAGCAUCCAGAGAAAGUGCCAAGGUAGCAUUCUUUGGCCCUCAGGACCAUGUAGAAGUCUCUCAAGAGAGAUGGCAGUGCCACUUCGCGACAGUGGUGGCCGAAGUGCGCCGUGUCGCAGUUAUUGCUGAGAUACAGUUCCUCACAGGCGCUUGGGUCAUAUGUGGAGUGUGGCUUAAGAUGACACCUAGGGGCUUGGUAGGACACCUGCACAUAGUAUCUCAUGCACCAUGCAUGUGUUGCAUUUCUCAGAAUAGCCUUGUUAGCAUUUUUUUUAUAUAUACAGUAGAACUGUGUUGUAAUGUUUUUCAAGGGGGCAUAAGGAAUAAACAUGAGCAGGAAAUAUCAGUUUUGCCCUUGUCAUUGUGUGAACUUUUUACCAAUGGACUCAUCAAGCUAUGAAAACAAAUUUAAUGUGAAAACCACUGUUGGGUAAGCCAACAAUUUUUCAACUUUGUCAUGCUUAUAGCUUCUGUUUUAUUCAUCUUUAAAGGCACACCAUCACAUUUCUGUAAAAUUCACUCACAAUUUGUGACGAAGACAUUUACAGUUGUAAUGGCUAUUUACAAUUCUUUUGCCACUUGAAAAUGUGUAAUUUUGGGAUUCCUAGCUACGAAUAAAAUUAAUUUAACUCUUUCUUAGCUAUAGCAAACACUUUUGGUUUUGUCAUCACUGAAUAGUUGGCAACUAAAAUAUUGUAGGACUAUGUAUCUUCUUCGGAAAAACACUAGAAUGGUAAGAAACGGAAUGAUUUGUUAUUUUUUUACCCACGUCAAGGGUGCCAACAGACAUGUUAUGUACUUUCGAUAUAUCAAAUACACAGCUUUAGCUAGCACUAACAUUUAGCAAUAGUGUUUGGCACAUUUAUAUUUUGUUUUUUGCAUACAAUCCUAUUUGAAUCUCUGUUAAGAAGUUUUCCAAGGUUAUUAGAAAUUUGAAUUUAUAAAUAGGAAAAAAUAUUAAAAUUUGUAUGUAAUACUAAUAAGACAAGUGCUAAAUUUUUUAUGCUUAUUAUGCAGGGAAUUUUCUUAAGAGGGUUGUUACUGUAGUUGUAAAGUGUGGUGUCUUUUUAAGAACUAUCCAUUUGUUGCCCUUAAUUGUUUUAUCAAAGAUAUACAUAAUAGGAAAAUAAACUUGUGGGUGGCUUGGUGGUAAGUCUUCUGUUGCUUAUGUCUGUGGUUCAUUUUGAAGCCUCAGUGGGUUGGUAAUUUUUGGAAUAAAGAUCGUGGUAAUGGUGCUUAGUUGUUGUCCCGAUGAGGGUGUGGGUGUGGGAGUCAUUAAAAUUUUUGUUUUAGUCAUAAUUCGAUCAUGCCAGUUGCAUCCAUUUAUGUGUACUAUUUCUUUCUUCAAACUAGUAUCUUGUUUAUUUUGACCCUUGCUCUUCUGGAGAUAUGCCUUUUUUACUAAUAUAACCAGUAUGUUGACUUGUUCUCCUGCUGCAGCUUGGAUAUUAGCAUUCAACUACAAUGUGUGUAGUUUUUUAUUUGAAAGUCUUUGAUUACUGAAUUUCUUAUUGAACAACCAUCCAAGGUUUUUUUUAAGUUUUUGAAAUAUAUCAUAGUUUUAACAGUAGAUUUUAAUUUUCUUUAGUGCUAAUGGUUUUAUAUUAUCUAUGGACUGAGUGCUAGAAUUAAUUAAGUCAAAGAAUACAUUGUGCAAUUAGAAUUUUUAUUAAUGUGUACACACAAUGUGUGAGAUUUGUAAUUUCUUUGUUUUUACAAAAUUAUUGUUAAUAUGAGUUACCAUAAUGUGUCCUGGUUAGUUUGUCAUCUGUUAUUAACAGGUUAUUUUUGGGUUUUGUAUGUAUAAGUAUUUUAUUUAUAUAUAUUAUGCAGAUUUAGGUAUGGUUCUAAAACAGCAGUAUACUCUGGAUUUUAUUUAAUUUAUCAUUUUGGAGAUCUUUUAAAAAAAAUUAUUUCAAUUAAAAGUUACUGAUGUAUUUUUUUUUUAUUCACUUGUUGACAUGAAUCUAGUUAUAUGUUAUCUAAUGUGGGCAUGCUAUCUUUUGAGAUUCAGUUAUGUUAAGUUUUUGUUGUUCUAGCCUGGUGCUACUUAAAAACCAGAGAAAAAAAAAAGCUAAUAGUCACAACCAUCCAUAUUUCUUUUCAUAAUCAUAAAUAAUACAAAACUCACUUUUUACUGAUCUUAAUUUUAAUAUUAUGCGAGUUCAAAAUUAUUGUGGACAGUUUAAAGCUUAUUUUUCACUGGAACAGUAAAUUUAAUCUCGGGCAUUUAGAGUCGUCUCUGGGCUACAAAAAUAUCUUCUUGAAUGUAGACCAAGUAGUCUUCAUCUAAAAUUUUUGCAGUUUUUGUCCAAAUUCAAGUGGCAAUUUCCUUCAGCCACUUACUUUCAUGUGAAUAUUCUUCCAGCCCAUUAAAAAAACAGACAUUUUAAUUUUAUACAAAAAGUAUACUUUCAUCAGUUUAUAGUUAAAUGUUUGUUUGGCUCAUCUUUGCCUGCUAGUUUACAUUUUUAAAUGGUAAAUAUAGGGUUCAACACUGUGUAGUUUUACAGAAAGAUUUAAUGUGAUGAGACAGAACAAUCAUCAAGCAGCCACUAGCAACCCUAAUCUAAAUUUUUAUAUUUAUUGAUACUUUCAUUUGUCAUGGAUUCUUAGAACUUUCCUUUAAAAACUAUGAUUCAGUUAAAUAACAUAUUAGAUAUAUAUUUGGAGAUGUUUUGUUUUUCUAAGGUUUGAUAUCAUGUGUUUGAGAUACAAUAUAACUAUGCAAUAUAAAAGGAACACUACCUUGAUGGUCAAAUCUCUGAUGUGGUAUCAAAAAUUCAACUUUGCAAGAAUGGCAAUGAAACUCCUUUUGGACUUAGACAGUCAAUACAGAACUAUUUAGAACAUAACACAAAACAAGAAUUAGAUAAUAAGAUCUGUGUCACUAACAAUUUUGCAAUUUCUGAUCAUAAAAAAAAAAAAUUGCACAGAUAAAGUUAUCAGAAUGUUUGCAUGUUUGUAAGUUAGCAAGUUUUUGAGUUAAGUAAGUUUACGAGUUGAGCAAGUAUGCUAUUGUGCAAAUGCUCAAAUAUGCAAGUGUUCUAUAAUGUAAACAUACUAUCGAUCACCCCACUCUUGAGUCCCUUCCCCUCUCUGCCAUCGAGUGCUCACUACUGAUGGUUUCCCUCUGAGCAUUACACUUUUGUUACGCUCUGAUUAUGUCGUAACAUUGACUCUCACUACCGAUUGUUAAGAAUUUUCACUUAAAAAAAUCAUCUGGAUAUUGACAAUGUAAAUAUGAUUCUCUGUUUUGCUUAUGUUCUUAUUUACCGUGGUAAAAUGGAAGUGUUUAUUUAAUCUAAUGUAAGGAAGGUUAUCCAACUGGUUUUGGGUUUAAAAUACAUUCACAGAAUUUUUUAAGAUAACCUAGUAAAUAACAAUGAGAAUCAAUAACUUGAAAAGUUAAAUUGCAGUAAUUAAAGAAAAGUUUUAAUUUCAAAAUGUAUAAUGUUAAUUUGAGAAAAAGUGUUAAUGAUAAUGUUAUAUGGUGGUUGUCAUGACUUAUUUUAAUUGAAAAUUGAAUUAUUUUUCUUAUAUUUUUAGAACAGUUCUGAGACUUAUUCAUAAGAUGUAUAUUCAUUUUAGGUUAUUUUAUGGUAACUCAUUUUCCCAAUAUCAACGUUAUUCGCCACAGUUCUAUGUGACAUAUGGAGAAAUCUGUUGCUUGGUUUGUAACAUUUUAGGAAGAAAGGUAUGUGGAACGUGUUCGAGAAGAAUUUCGUCAUGUUUGUCUUGCUUUGUGAGAGUAAACAGGGAAGAGAAAUGGUGCCUCGCGGGCGAACGGUGCCACUUGUACUAACCAUCCAACAAAUAUAUAACCCAUAUUUUUAUAGUUCCAGAGUGCGAAUAGUAUUGUGUGUGUACAUGAACAAGAUUGUGUCUCUACAGAGUAUGCUAUGUUUUGAAUACUUUGUGAGUAAUUUGAUGUUGAGUAGAUGUUUUAGUGAAUCACAUAAUGUAGAUGUAACUUUUCUUAGCUCUAUAUAAAAAAUUCUUGGUUUUUGCAGUUGAAUGGUAGUGUAUAUUUGUGGGAUUUUGUAGAUUUUUUUUUUGAUAAGGACAGGUAUUUUUACCUUUUUAAAAUAAGUGAACUCUACUUAUGCAUCAUUUAGACAUUUGGAUUUGUAUUUUGCUUUUGACCAUUGAAAUUAUGUGAAUACUUUUAUGUUAUUCAAAACACAUAUUGUUAUGAUAUUUAUUGAUAUAGUUUUGUAGGUAUUUUAGGUUUAUGCACAUUCUUGUGUAUUUUGGGUUUUAGCAUUGCUCAGUAAUAUGUUAAUAUUUAUUUUUAUAAGUGAAAAAUAUUGUUGUAAAUUGGCCAUCAUGUCUACAUUAUCAUAUGUACAUGUUCUGAAUUAUAUUGUAACAAUAAUUUUGCUGAAUAAUUUUAGCAUAUUUUCAAGUUCUAAAGUUUUUGUAAAUUCUUUAUUUUAUUUUAAUUGAUGUACCUGCAUUUAAUUUUUAUGCCAUAAUAGUGCUGUGUGUAUUGAUGGCUUUUAAACAUUAGGUUUGUAGUUAAUGAAAAUGAAUACUUUUACAUACUCUAAUAGAUGAGAGGAAUAUACAUUUUGUAUGAGUUAUAAAAUUACUCAGGGCUUCUGCUUUCAAAAUUGAAAAGCUUUACAUGUUUACUGUUUUUUUUGUAAAAUUAGCUCUAUGAUUGGCUCAUCAAGUUCUGUGGGAAUUAUGUACUUUUUUAUCUAGUGGAAUAACGUGUGAUGAAUGCCAGCUUAAUGUCUCACAUAAAAAUCUGUCAAAAAAGGGAAUUCACGAAAUACAUUUAAAUAACUGCAAAUGAUUUUUUGAUUCUUUAUGUUCAGUUGGAUUUUCAGGUCAUUAAACUAUUAAACAUUUCUAUUUCAUAUUGUAAAGUUGAUCUUAACUUUAAGUUUCUUGUUUGUCAUAAUAGUGUGAUCAUAAUUUACAGUUUCAUAUGUGCUAUGGGUGUGUGUGUGUGUGUGUCACUGAAGAACUGAUAUUAAAUUAUGCCGUUGA